AUGAAUGAGUCUCGCGUCCGAUCGCAGGCGACGGCGACUUCAUCCUGCCAGGUUAUCGACGUCUCCAACGAGCCCAACAUUCUCCUUUCGCGUCUCGAUUCUGGAAUGACGAAGCAGGACAAUAUCGUGAUGCCUAGUGAGGAACCGCGGUAUGAGCGAGGCGGGAAGCAUAGACCGGUCGUCAGCACUGCUGCGUCCGCCAAGCUGCGCACGUUGCUACUCGGCGACGAGGCGUCCGCCGCUGACCUGGCCAAGGCCGCCGUGAACCUCCAGCUUGCCGCCUGGGAAAAAACGAAGGCGGAGGCCGAGCUCCGGCAGGACGCCGGGGUGGGCAAGCUCGCUGACCUCGACUUUGGUCGGCUCAAGUUCGCGGGCGUGUUGGGUGAGAACGCGAAGGAGGACGUGGAGGUGAUACUGGGCGCGAUGGGCAAGGGGGCGCGGGGGUUAGGUAGGGAAUUUUGGACGUGGGAGCGGGUGCCGUAUACGAUUAGGUGUGCGGGGCUGGCGGUCGCGAAGGACGUCGCUGAACGACCGAGGAAGAAAACCCGGGUCGACGCUGGGGAACAGCUGCUGGCGGACGUGGACGAAUGGGUUCUUAAGAACGAGAUGUACCUUCGUUCGAUCUCUAGGAAGCCAAGCUCGGCGACGCCGCAGACUAAGACUUGGAUGUUUGGGCUCAUUCGGAUUGAAGACGUUCCUGGUGUUGUUCCUGGCCACGCGCCUGUCCGCGAUGACGCUGGCGCUACCCUCGCCGUCAAGAUACCUCGCGAUCCGUUGAGUUCUCUUCCCGGAUACACUAUCCUCGACGCAAGGCGAGUCGACGCGGUUUACCUCCAGCCUACUUCGGAUGCGUUCAGAGUACGUUGGGGUAUCAUGACCGACGGUAUCUUGACUGGCCUCAACUGGGACAAUGUCUUCGUUGCGGGUGGGGUGGUCCUCGGCGCCCUCCUUACCCCGGAGAUCCCUCCAAAACACGCCGACGCGCCUCACGUCAAUAAGAUGGACGAGUGGAAGUCGUCGGACAUCGACAUGUACGUCUACGGCCUCGGACCGGACCUCGCGAACGAAAAGAUUGAACACAUCGCCGCCACGUACAAGAAAAAUCUUCCCGAUGGCGCGCCCUUCCUCGUGGUGCGGAAUUCGCAGACGGUGACGCUGUACUCGGAGUGGCCGCGUCGGAGGGUGCAGAUCGUCCUGAAGUUGAUCGGAAGUCCGAGAGAGGUUUUGUUGAAUUUCGACCUCGAUAUUUGCGCUGCUGGAUUUGAUGGCAGCAACGUGUUUAUGCUUCCGCGGUGUGUGCGUGCGUUGGACACGGGGACCAAUGUUUUCACGAUGGACCUCAUCAACGGCCAUUAUUUAGGGGAUCGAAAGGCUACUCGAGACAAAAGAGUGUUCAAGUAUGCGAACAAAGGCUAUGGCAUACGUAUUCUUCCCAUGUACAUCGCGGCUCUCUCGACUUACUCGAAUCGGAAGAAGCUCUCUGCCAUUGCACGCGGGGAACGGCUGUACGCCGAAAUCACGCUACCCAAAAUCGCUUCGGACUCUCGAUCGUGGACGCAAAAGAUCAUCUCCGAGUACGAAAAAGUCGGCACUCACAACCGCCCCUUUCAUUGGCCGCACGGCGCCUACCCUCCCGUCAAAAGCGAUAAACCAGUCUUUUCACAUGCGAUGCUGGAGAGCUACGCACAGGUCACGAGCGAGCCUUUGGGGAGAAGUUGUUUGACUGGAUUCUCGCUUCUCAUGAGGCACGUCGCCUUGUGGGAAGAAGAGGUCAACGGAAACAUCAUCAUACCAACAUAUUAUAUGGACAGGAUUUUCGAAGACCUCUGGGCAACGGAUACGUAUGGCGAAGGCCCUCUCCAGCAGGUUGCCUACGAUGACUCGCCCCCUUACGCAUGGGAUGAAUCGUUUAGCAUUGAAGGCUUUGCGCGAGCCAUCGAUGGUUUCAACGAAAAAGAGGCCUCGAAUGUUCAGGAGAACCUUGGUUGGAUCAGCGAAUCUCCUCUCGAAGACAAGCCGAUAUCCGCUGCGCGCACCACAUAUGGCAGCACCAUUAGCGAAGUACUUUCCCCAAAGAAAGACAUCUUGAUCCCCAUUCUGAUCCCCGAGGAUUUCCUUGAGUUUGCCAACGAGAUGACUGUACAGGCUUUACGACGGGCUCUCAAUCUCGAUCAGAGCGUUGAUUUAGAGCCUCUAAAGCCUGCGAAGACAGAUCCCCAGGAUGAUGAGGGAGAAGGGAGCGAGAAGCUAGUCAUUUGGCGCCUCGACAAGGUUUUGAAUUGGCAGAUGUUAGAUCGCAGGAUCGAUGAGGUCCGAGAAGCACUUUGGGCCUUCCAUCGCACUAAUGAGAGAAUGGUGGUCAAAGGAGAUCAGCGCAUGAAACUUUUGAAGACAAACAUCUCAAGGCGCGCUAUCAGGACCACCGUCGAAGACGAGACAGAAGCGUUCGUGCGAUGGGUGGCGCGGAAGCCCUACCACGAAUCCACAAAACUCCCCGCAAUGUAUGUGCUGAAUGAGGACUAUGGCAUGGACGACCUAGAAGACGACGAUGGCGGUAAUAACUACGACAACGACGAGGACGACGAUUGA
This is a messenger RNA of Heterobasidion irregulare TC 32-1, 2589 nucleotides long. RefSeq lists its product as uncharacterized. The record is from RefSeq and is a predicted model, not a curated record. Bases 1 to 2589 code for a protein of 862 amino acids. The transcript has 8 exons. NCBI's taxonomy places the organism in Eukaryota, Fungi, Basidiomycota, Agaricomycetes, Russulales, Bondarzewiaceae.